CUAUCUGCUCGCUCUGCCAGCGUUGGGGUGGCAUUGCGUUGUGGUGUGCGGGGCGAUCGACUUUCCUGCACAGGAGUCGGGGCAAUGGCUUGCAAUUUUGCAAGCCGCACGUUGUGCAACAAUUCGGGCGGGCUCUGUUCUGAAGUCCGUCACAAAUCCGGGUCAAAAUCAACGUACUUGAGCGCUGCGCCGGUGCAGGGAUGUAGUCAGCGGAGGGGAAUGGAAGCAGCACCGAAUUGGACCAGUGCGAUCAUCUGGACAGACUGUGGUGCGGUCGGAAGAAGGAAAAUUGGUUGUGGACUUCGACGGAAGAUUGCAUCCGAAUUCACGCAGGCAUUUUGUGGACGCCAUUCGAGAGUGAAUUUCUGGCGUUGGAGAACGCACAGUCCUUUUGUCGUGGCGUCUUCUGCUGGUAAUAGUUCUCUGGUGACCAGUUCUGUACAGGUUAGUUCGGCAAAAUCUGAUGCAUCGUCUGCAACAGUAAUUGUGGACAAUGAGUCUGAUGAGAAGUUCACUGUCAUCACCGUGGAGACGCCGAACAGGGUUGGCAUCUUACAGAUAGUAACUUCAACCUUUAAAGAGCUAGGCCUGAAAAUUCUAGACGCAAAUGUUGAUUUAGCUGAGGGCAUUCUCAAGGAGAAGUUUUUCGUGACAGGAACAGACGGGGAAAAAAUAUUGGACGUCGGAGAUGCUCGCAAUGUAGAGACUGUUCUGAAGGCUGCUCUAAAUGAGUCUGGGUUUGAACAGCCUUGGAAUCCAUCUAGCCGGCCAACUACUAUUUACAAGAAGCGCAGUGAAAGAGAUAUAGAUGCGGACCUUCAUAAUAAAUCCCUGCUUCUAUACAGGCUAAUGGACCAAUAUCUGCAGAAUGACGUUUUUAGUAUUCAGAAGAGCAUUAUGGAUCACGUGGAGUACACAAUUGCUCGGUCACGCUUCAAGUUCGAUGACUUUGAGGCAUACAUGGCUGCAGCUUACAGUGUCAGAGAUCGCCUGAUCGAGAGCUGGAAUGAUACGCAACAUUUUUUCAGGCAAUUGGAUACAAAGAGGGUGUACUACUUGUCCAUGGAAUUUUUAAUGGGUCGUUCGCUUCUGAAUAGUGUGUACAACCUUGGAAUAAAGGAUCAGUACUCGGAAGCUUUGAGACAACUUGGAUACAACUUGGAGGUGCUGGUGGAACAGGAACGUGAUGCUGCUCUUGGGAAUGGUGGUCUGGGACGUCUUGCUGCAUGCUUUCUGGAUUCUCUUGCCACCAUGAACUAUUCUGCUUGGGGGUAUGGUAUUCGAUAUCAAUAUGGAAUGUUCCGACAGACUUUGCAGGAUGGUUACCAGCACGAGCAGCCUGACUACUGGCUGAAUUUCGGUAAUCCUUGGGAGAUUGAGCGAGUACACGUCACUUAUCCCAUCAGAUUUUAUGGAAAAGUCGAAGAACACUGGAAUGGAAAGAAGAACUAUACAUGGUUACCAAAUGAACAGGUUGCAGCUGUAGCCUACGAUAAUCCCAUUCCCGGAUAUGGCACGAACAACACCAUCAAUCUUCGAUUAUGGGCUGCCAAGCCGAGCGGGGAGUUUGACCUGCAAUCAUUUAAUACGGGAGACUAUGUGAACGCCAUCCUUAGCAAGCAGCGCGCUGAAGCAAUAAGUAGUGUUCUCUAUCCUGAUGAUCGAACGUAUCAGGGGAAGGAACUGCGUCUGAAACAGCAGUACUUUUUCGUUUCAGCUUCACUGCAGGAUGUUAUUCGAAGAUUUAAAGACCACCAUGACAACUUUGAUCAAUUACCCGAGAAGGUGGCCCUUCAGCUCAACGAUGCACAUCCUUCUAUUGGCAUUCCAGAGCUCCUCAGAAUACUAAUUGACGAGGAAGGUUUAGAAUACUCCAAGGCAUGGGAAAUAUGCACCAAAGUAUUUUCAUUCACGAACCACACCGUUGUGCCUGAAUCGCUCGAAAAGUGGCCUAUUGAGUUGAUGGAAAGUUUACUACCUCGCCAUCUCCAGAUCAUUUACGACAUCAACUUUCACUUUCUUGAGGAGUUGAAGAGAAGGUUUGGUAAUGAUUAUGAACGACUGGCUCGUAUGUCUAUCAUUGAAGAUGGCGAGAAAAAGAUUGUACGCAUGGGAGCGUUGGCACUAGUAGCGUCUCAUACAAUCAAUGGUGUUGCUGAAAUUCACACCAGCCACGUCAAAAACAUGUUCAAAGACUUCUACGAGUUGUGGCCUCACAAGUUUCAGAACAAGACAAACGGUGUGACCCAGCGGCGUUGGCUUGCAUUCUGUAACCCUGGGCUUCGAGAAGUUCUUACCAAGUACCUGGGAACAGACGCAUGGAUUACCAGUCUGGAUCUUCUGGCUGGCCUUCGAAAGCAUGCUCGGAACCCUGAACUUCAUAAAGAGUGGAAUCAGGCACGCCGUCAAAAUAAAGCAAGGCUUGCAGAAUAUAUCGAGGGAAUUAGUGGUGUCAAGGUCAGCAUAGAUGCCAUGUUCGAUGUCCAAGUUAAGCGCAUUCAUGAGUACAAGCGACAAUUGCUCAAUGUCAUGAGCAUCAUUCAUCGCUACGAUUGCAUUAAGAACAUGUCUCCAGAGGAGCGGAAGAAAGUUGUACCACGAGUUUGUAUUUUGGGUGGGAAGGCAGCUCCCGGGUAUGAGGUUGCGAAAAAGAUAAUAAAACUUGUGACCAUUGUUGGAGAUAAGAUCAAUAACGACCCCGAUGUGGGAAAUCUUUUGAAAGUGAUAUUUGUGCCAGACUAUAACGUGUCUGUUGCUGAGCUUAUAAUUCCAGCAAGUGACUUAUCACAACACAUCAGUACUGCUGGAAACGAAGCAUCUGGAACGAGUAACAUGAAAUUCGCAAUGAACGGAUGUAUAAUAUUGGGUACUCAUGAUGGAGCCAAUGUCGAAAUCCAGAAAGAAAUAGGCAAAGAAAACAUUUUUCUCUUCGGAGUCACGGCAGAACAAGUUCCGAAGCUUAGAGCGGAGCGACGGGACUUCCAACCGCCUCGGUUGUUCACGCGCGUCAUUGGGAUGUUGAGGAAUGGCGUUUUCGGCCAUCAAGAGCACAUGCACGUCCUUUGUGAUACGCUUGAAGGUCAGGGAGGAGACUUUUAUCUUCUCGGGAACGACUUCCAGGAGUAUCUAGCAGCACAAGCUGCCGUGGACGCAGCAUUUGUUGAUCGCGCUUGGUGGACUCAAAUGAGCAUCAUGAGUACAGCUGGUUCAGGAAAGUUUAGUAGUGAUAGAACAAUUAAGGAGUAUGCAGAGCAAAUAUGGGGUAUUGAACCAUUUAGGCGUCCUAUCUAGGUGUGGUAUAUGCUGCUGGGUAAAAUUUCACAUAACAAUUGGACAGUAAAAUGCACAUACAUAAAGAGUCCACUCUCAUGAAGUGCAUAUAACUGCAGCCUCUUAUCCUGGCAACAAUCUUGUUUAUAAGCGAUUAGUGAGAAAGUGUGCAUAGUUGAAAGAUGUUAUCCUUAGGAGACGUCGUAUCAUUCUGCAAAGCAGCCAUGAUCCGAUCUGGAGAGUUCUGAAGCCCCAGUUUCUUGGAAGCUCAACUUAAAGCCAAUCGCUUCAAGGGAAGCUUCCUUUGUCCAGCUCUUGAGCUGAAGCCAACCACAGUGUCCAUUGUUUUCCUCUAUUCUUUGGUGGCUCCAAAUUGCAACGUUUAGUGGAAUUCCUCAUCUAGUUCCAAUUGGAGAUGUAAAUUAUUUCACCACUGAGCAUAUAAUGGCUCAGCGGUGGUCUCGGCGAUUUCUAUAAUUGUGUUCAAAGGAUCUAUUUGUCGUCUGUACGGAAAGACUAAAUAAACUGAUCGAAGUGCUGUUUUGAAGAACUUGAAGUAUUGACAUGCUUUCACUCUUUACUGACUAUCAGUGUUCAUCG
Molecule: messenger RNA, 3870 nt
Organism: Marchantia polymorpha subsp. ruderalis
Lineage: Eukaryota; Viridiplantae; Streptophyta; Marchantiopsida; Marchantiales; Marchantiaceae
Source: the annotation of a GenBank genome assembly